UGCCCCGAACCCUUUAGGGCUGCCAUAGAGACAGUGGAAACGGAGGUGUCUGUGUUGGAAACCCAACUGGAGAAGCUCUUGAAGCUAUGCACCACCAUGCUGGAGUCCGGACGCCAGUACUGUGCCCACAGCAAGACCUUCGUGUGGGGGGUCCAGGAGCUGUCCCACCAUUCUCCGGGGGACCCCAUGAUGAGCGAGUGCUUAGAAAAAUUCUCGGAGAGCCUGACCCAAAUGAUCGACAGGCACGAGGAGCUGCUGGAUGUGACCCAACAGUCGCUGAAGAAUCAGCUCCACAGCCUCGUGAAAGAGGACAUGAAACAUUUCAAGGAGGCCCGGAAGGAGUUUGAACGGGGCAGUGAAACUCUAGCCAGCGCUUUGCACCACAAUGCUGAAGUGCCUCGCCGGCGCCACCACGAGGCCGAAGAAGCGAUGGUUGCCCUGAAGGCAUCGCGCACCUCCUUCUGCGCCCGAGCGCUCGACUAUGUGCUACAGAUCAACGUCAUUCAGUCUAAGAAGAAGUCGGAGAUCCUGAAAUUUAUGUUGACUUUGAUGGAAGGCCAGGCCUCUUACCUGGAACAAGGGUUCCUGGUAGCAAAACAGCUGGAGCAGUAUCGCAAAGACCUGGCAGGGCAGCUCCAUCAGUUGGUCCUGGAGGCCGCCCGAGAGAAACGGGACAUGGAGCAGAGACACACGGUGGUCAAGCAGAAGGACCUCUCGCAAGAAGACUUUGGCCCCGAAGUCCGAACAGAACCAGGCGGAGUGGUGAUGGAGGGGUAUCUGUAUAAACGGGCCAGUAAUGCCUUCAAAACGUGGAGCCGGCGUUGGUUUUCUAUCCAGAGCAACCAGCUGGUCUACCAGAAAAAGGCCAAGGAUGCAGUGACGGUGGUGGUGGAAGAUCUCCGCCUGUGCACCGUCAAACCCUGCCCGGACCAUGAGCGGCGCUUCUGCUUUGAGGUGGUGUCGCCCUCCAAAAGCUGCCUUCUCCAAGCGGACUCGGAGAGGCACCAGCAAGCCUGGGUAUGCGCCGUCCAAAAUAGCAUCGCGUCAGCUUACAGCGAGGACCGGCUGGAGUUCUCAGGGCAGCCCCUGGAACGCACCACAUCCCUCGUCGCUGCCAAGCUGCAGUCACCGUCCGGUCGCAGGCUGCGGGGCGGCGUGGACAAGCACGUCUUGGACCAGGUGCAGCGGCUGGAAGGCAACGCCCAGUGCUGCGACUGCCGGGAACCGGCCCCCGAGUGGGCCAGCAUCAACCUGGGGAUCACCCUUUGCAUCGAGUGCUCCGGCAUCCACAGGAGUCUCGGUGUCCAUUUUUCAAAAGUGCGGUCGCUGACGCUGGACUCCUGGGAACCUGAGCUUGUGAAGCUGAUGUGUGAACUGGGGAACCGUGUCAUUAACCAGAUAUAUGAGGCUCGAGUUGAGGAGAUGAACCGGAAACGGCCACAGCCUGGCUGUUCAAGGGCAGAGAAAGAGGCCUGGAUCCGGGCCAAAUAUGUGGAAAAGAAGUUCAUCACUAAGUUUCCCAAGGCUGGGCUGCGACCAAAUUGGAGCGGGGAUAUCCGGGGGUCUGAGAAGCCGCCCAAACUCUUCCCCAAACCAAAGCCUCCAUCUCAGACCCGGAGGAGUCUGGGUAAUGCUCCAGGUCGCUCGAGUCCUGUCCCAGGGUCAAGGGAAGGCGUGACGCCCGUUGCCUCCCCUCCUGCUGAAGACUUGCAGAAUCUCCAUCCAGGAGCCCUGUUGUACCAUGCGGCUGGCGCACCUCCCAGCUUGCCCACCAUGGCAGACGCUUUGGCUCAUGGGGCAGACGUCAACUGGGUGAACGUGGCUUACGAGAGCCGCACCCCUUUGGUUCAGGCGGUCACGGCGAAUUCUUUGCUGGCCUGCGAAUUCUUGCUUCAAAACGGUGCCAACGUCAACCAGCCGGACAGCCGGGGGAGAGGCCCCCUCCACCAUGCCACCGUCUUGGGCUUCACAGGGCUGGCCUGCCUCUUCCUCAAACGGGGCGCCAACAUGAACGCCGUCGACGCGGAUGGGAAGGACCCCCUCAGCAUCGCGAUCGAUUUGGCCAACGCGGACAUUGUGACCUUACUGCGGUUGGCCAAAAUGCGAGAGGCGGAACUUGCCUUGGGCCAGUCAGGAGAUGAAACCUACCUGGACAUCUUCCACGACUUCUCCCUCAUGGCCUCCAACGACCCGGAGAAGCUGACCAGGCGAAGCUACGACCUGAAACUGACCACGUUGUGAAGCCAGCGGGGUGUGUGUGUGUGUGGAGGAAGCUUCCUUCCUGCUUAGGAGGAGAAUAAGGGGGACGGGGCGCUGCCAGUCGGUCAUUCGGAGGAAAGGCUUGGCUCUCAGAGAACUUGGGGGGGUGGGGGAAAGGGCACCAGGUUAAGACGUGACCCGGCUGCUCCUGCUUCCUGUCCAAACCAGUUGUAUUGGUGACUUUGCACGGAUGGUUCACAAGGAUUCAUGUUUUUCUGGGGGAUUCUGGGGAAUCCAAGAACUGGCAGAAGGGAAGAACUAAAAUCUCUGGAUGCCUCCCUUCAAACUCAGUCUUUCCCCCCUGUUGCUUUUUUUAUUUAUUACGCCAAGUCAGGACAGAAGGCUUUUCCAUCCGAAAACUGAAGACUUUUUUUUCUCUCUCUGCUCCACCCGGCCACGAUUCACCUCCCUUCCUGUAGCCCAAAGAGGCAAGACCCUUCCUCGGUGGGAAGAGGGAGAGGUGUCAAAAUGAACUGUAGAUGAAAUGUAGGAAAGAAGAGGUGGAAUAAAUUCCUCUUUUUCCCAAGCGGGGAAUCGAGAGGCAUCCCUCUGUGCACGCUUGCCCGUGGGACGCUAAGAGGGCCAAAAGUCCUAUUUUGCAAAAAUCGGUCUCUUCUGUGCAAAGAGAAAGAGGUUCCAGCCAAUGUUAUUUUAGUUUAUUUAUGACCGAGACCCAUCUGUGUCAGCCUGCAGUUCGUUAAAUUCUUGUUUUAUAUUCUUUUUUUUUUUAAUAUAAAAGUAUCUCUGGCCAGAUCACCUGAGAUGACAAGCGUA
Messenger RNA from Pogona vitticeps (central bearded dragon), 3033 nucleotides. NCBI's taxonomy places the organism in Eukaryota, Metazoa, Chordata, Lepidosauria, Squamata, Agamidae. The record is from RefSeq and is a predicted model, not a curated record.